Messenger RNA from Closterium sp. NIES-65, 5388 nucleotides. Lineage: Eukaryota; Viridiplantae; Streptophyta; Zygnematophyceae; Desmidiales; Closteriaceae. The record is from the annotation of a GenBank genome assembly.
AUGCCGGGCUCGCGUUCGCGGGGCCGGGAGCGAUCCCCCUCCCGUGCGCACGGGGAGCGUCGUAAUCCGUCGCCAUGGCGUCCCGCCCAGUCCCCGGCGCUAUGGCCGGAGGUGGCUCGUGCCUCCGAGCGGUCUGCUGUGACCGCGCCCAUUCCGUCGCGGCCGUCGUCGUCGCUGCAGGCGUCCCCUCGUCGGUCGUCUCCGCGCCAGCAAUCUCCGCGCCAGCAGUCUCCCCGCCGUCCCGCCUCUCCCCAGCGAUCUCAGCCAGCGAAUAGUCAUGGGCGUCGAAAUCAGUCCCGGCGUUACUGGCGCCCGCGUCAUCCCCAUCAGCAGGCGGCUGACCCUGCACCUGUGGCGGCCGCUGCUGCCAUGGCCACGGGGACGGCUGCGGCUGAAGCUGUUGAGCGGGCGCUAGCGGCGCUUCCCGAUGCGGUGCGUGGUGCGAUGGCGCCGAGCCGCGUUCCCCCGCCCGUGCAUCUGCUGCAGAUACCCCCUCCGCUCGAUCUGUCGCCGGAUCCCCCGGCUGCGCCACCCGUGUCCUCUGCUGCGCCGCCUCCUGCUCCGCAGCUGCCGCCUCCUCCUGCGCCUCCCCCUGGCGCUCCGUUCCCUCCGCACGCCGGACCUCCGACUGUGUGGGGGGUUGCUCCCGGCGGACAGGCCCAGUUUCAUCCCAUCUAUAACGGUGGUCUUCCAGCUCUCCUUCCUGGCCUGCCGCCGCUCCACGAAGCUCAUCUCCCGCAGCAUCCCGCGCCGCCUCCUGGGCCUCCGGUUCCUGCCCCCCAACUCCCCGGGUUUGAGUAUGCCUCCGGGCGGGCUCCGUAUCACCCGCCCCUAGUUGCUGGCCCCGUGGCUGCAGCUCCACUUGCGGUGGCGGGAGCAGCAGAGGGGAUGGAUCUUGAUGCUGGUGAGUCGUCCGCCGCGCCGAUGCCUCGGGACAUCCGCCCUCCGCGUCGUCGGUCCGUUGGGGUCCGCCUGAGCUCCCGCGUGAUCGUGGAGCGGAUUCGGGCGCGGACCCGUGCCCCUCCUCGCGCGUUGCGGCUGUCAAGUGAGGUGCUUGUGCGAUUGUGGCACGGGCGGGCGUUUGUUGAAGUGGUGACGAACGUUCUUGAGGCUGCGCUGAGGGCGAUGGAGGACUGUCCCGCUGCACAUUGUAGGAUGGAUGCUGAUCGGACUGAACGGUGCCAGCUUGCCGUGCGGGACCUAGUUCACGAGCUGGAGCGGACGUUGGUUGGGCCCGGUGGGGAGUUGGGCUUGGGCGCUGGUGAGGCAUGCGUCCUCGAAGAGGUGGGGAUGAAGGUGCAGUCGGCAUCAGCUGUAGCUGUUGUAGACGGCUGCGUGUCCGCGCUCCGGCUGGCGGAUAAGGUUGUCGCCAGCGUGCUUCAGUUUGCGGGCGUGACUGAGCCUCUUCAUUUUCCCACUUCUUCAUGUUCUCUAUGGCCUGGUCCCUCCCUCCCCCACCUCCCCGCCUGCAGUGAUUUGUCGGGCAACUCUCUAGAGGGCUCCAUUCCUGCUGCCAUAACUGGUCUCACGCAGUUGCAGAAUAUGGAUCUGAGCGCCAACCAGCUAUCAGGGCCACUGCCCACCAUCCUUAGUCUUGCCACUUCUCUCUCCCACCUCGACCUCAGCAGCAACAUAUUCACAGGAUCGCUGCCUUUGGGCUACAGCCGCCUCUCGAAGCUCUCCACCCUGUCAUCUAUCACUCUGCAGCUCAUCUCAACCCAUCCCACACCACUCCAAACCAUUGCCAUCCCCACCUUACCGCUCUCACCCCUCACCACCGCACUGUAUCCCUCCCCUUUCAGGGCCCUGUCGUCCAACAUCCUCUCAGGCUCCAUCCCAGAGCCGCUUAUCGCUGCCCUAACCAACACGCCCCACCUGGACUUGAGUCACAACCAGCUGUCUGGAUCCAUGCCCUCCUCCCUCUCCCUCCUCACCAAACUCACCAGCCUAGACCUGGGUUUCAACCGUCUGUCAGGCACGCUUGUUUCAACCAUCAGCACUCUCACGGCCCUGAAGGCGCUAUCUCUGUCCAGCAAUGCUUUCACGGGUUCCGUUCCAGCAAACGUAAUUGCACAGAUUGGCAACCUGCAGAAGCUGGACCUGAGCUACAACCAGCUAGCGGGGGCCAUGCCUACAGAGAUCACAGCCUUGGAUGCCAUCACCAACCUCGAUUUGAGCCACAACGACCUGACCGGCCCUCUUCCAACCAGCAUCGGCGGCAUGACGGACCUUAAGGCCCUUGACCUGAGCAACAACCGUCUGCAUGGAACCGUCCCCACUCUUCUCACAGGCCUUGUCCGUCUCACCCUCCUCAACCUGCGCAACAACCAGCUGACAGGCCCCGUACUGCAGCCCAUCCCAUCAUCAGUCACCGUCUACAAUCUCGACCUCAACUACUUCUCCUCAGGCUUCUCCUCCCCACCUGAUUGCUACCAAGGCUCCAUCUCCUUCCGCUUCAACUGCCUUGAAACCCCUGGCCAAGGCUUCUCCUGCCCCACGCCUGCCACGCCCUCUGCUGCGGAUGCAGCGGUGCAGCGGCCAGAAGAGCUCUGUGCUGCCUUUUGUGGCGUGAGUGCUACUGAUCCCCCGUGCGACGGCCAUGGCGUGUGCUAUCUGGAGGGCCCCAGCAGAGUGCCCACGUGUGACUGCGAGUCCGGGUUUGUCAAUGGGGAGUCUCCUGGAACCUGCGUCGUCGAAGGCAGUGAGUGGGGGUGGGGGAGGGUGGGCGAUAUGGAUAAUAAAGAGGCGAAUGAGGAUGGUGUGGGCUGUGAGGACCCAGUGAUCGUGCAGCCAACAGCAGCACAGACAGAAGUGAAGGGAGGGGCGGCAGUGGCAAACGACGGGAGCAUCUCGCUUACAGCCUCACAGCCCAACACGUGGGGUGCAGCGUUCCUCCAACUGCCCAUCCCACUCUUCUCCUUCUCCCUGAAAGCCGGUGCCUGCGGCCGCCCUUUGGCCUUCACCGUCUAUUUCUCCUUCUCCAUUCUCAAACCGGCCACCGCCAGCAGGGCAGCAAUGACAGCAGCAGGAGACGCAGGCGACGGAUUUGCGUUUGUGAUUGCAGCCACUGACGCUGCUACAGGUGGUAGUAGUGGCAGCGGCGACGGCAGUGGUGGGGGCGGAAGCUUGGGGUAUGCAGGUAUGGAUGAGCGCAGCAUUGCAGUGGAGUUUGAUACUGCUAAGAGCACCGACGCCAAUGACCCAGACAACAACCACGUGGGAGUGAGUGUGAGGGGCAACACCUCUUCCAUCGCAACUGCCAAAGCGCCCUUCACUCUCAACGACGGCAGGCCAAAGCAAGCCUGGAUCGUCUACGAACCCUCUCCUUCCUCCUCUGGCGGUGCUGCUAGUGGCAGCGCUACCUAUGGCAGCAGCAACAGCAGCGGCGGCGGCGCGGGGUGGCUGCGGGUGUUUCUGUCGGCCAAGGGGUCCCCCCGGCCGAGCAAGGCAGUGGUGGUGAUGCAGGUGUCGCUGUGCGAGUUCCUGCAACCCACUGCAGCCGAAGCGUCGUUCCUCAUGGGCUUCACUGCUUCCUCCUCUGAUUCCCCACAGCUCCAUUCCAUACUCGAGUGGAACAUCACGACAGGCCAGCAGUUUGGGUUCCAGUUCAGCGAGGCAUCGCUGGCACCAGUGGGGGCGAACCUGUUUUUCCGCUACGCCAGUGCGGGCGUGCAGGCAGUGCUGCCAGCAGGCGGAGAAGGAGGGGAAGGGGGAAGCGGCAAGGAGGAGGAGGUGUGGGUUGUGAGCCAGGCGUUCUCCUGGACCGACCAGGGGCUUUCAUGGCCCGUCCAGAACCAGGGCGCCUGCGGCGACUGCUGGGCGUACGCGGUGGUGGGCAGCAUAGAAAUGGCAUACGGCAUUCUCUCCAACCUCACCGUUGUGCCACACCUCUCCGUCACCCAGCUGCGCAGCGCCCUCGGCGCCUCAUGCUCGCAGGGCAACUCGCCCUCCCAGGCCUUCCAGUACCUCGUCACUCUCAACGCCAAGAGCAAAGUGGGGCUCACGGAGGACGGCGGGACCGGGGUGGUGAGCAAGCCAUCGGGGGGGGCGUUCAGGGUGAAUGGUUUUGAGCGCACGGCAUUCCACGGCUGGUUUGGGCUGCUGCUGGCCGUGCAGCGACAGCCCGUGGUGGUGCAUGUGCAGGCCACCGUCCCCUCCUUUCUCGACUAUGAUGGGCUAUCCAAGUACGCGGACCCAGAGUGCUUCACGUACAACCUGAACCACGUGGUGCUGCUGGUGGGCUAUCGCCUCUCCGGCUCAGACCCCACCUUCCCGCACAUGGCGCCGCCCUUCUGGAUCAUCCGCAACUCAUGGGGCCCGGAGUGGGGCGACGGCGGGCACAUGCGGAUGGACAUCCAGGGGGGCGACGGCGUGUGUGGGAUCAACACGCUGCCUGGGAUCUACCCGGUGGUGCGCGCUGCCAAGGACCCCUGCAACGUCAACGGCACCACCAGUGGGGUGUUUGGGCCGCUCUUCAACCCCUGUGGCAACUUCACGUGCACGCCCACGCCUGAUGGGGCCAGCAACCACUGCGACUGCAACGACCCGCGAUUCGUCGAGGCGCUUCAACCGGACAACUCUCGCACCUGUGCUUACGAGGACGCAUGCAGGGCAGCGGUGCACAAUCCAUGUGCAGUGGGCACGUGUGUGAAUGAUGGCAAGGGGUCGUACUCGUGUGUGUGCCCUCCUGGCUUCAGGCAGGGCACCACUGUUGAUGGCACCUUCUCCUGUGGUCCAGGCGACUCCAGCAGCACAUACAAGGUGGUGUCGUUGGGUGUCACGUGUGCCGACAUCCACCCCGUCUACGGCCUCACUCUCGCCCAGCUGCAACAGCAAAAUCCUGGUUUGAGCUGCAGCACUCCUCUUCUUGUCGGCACGGUGGUGAACGUGGUCCAGCCAGCCGACCUCACGCCCUGCUCUGUCUACUACACCACAUCAGAGGGCGACACAUGCGAGUCCCUAGCCACCUACUUCUCUCUCACCGCCGGCUGCCCAACUCCCACCGAGCCCUGCGCAGCAGCCUUCCAGGCGCUCAACCCCGGGCUGGACUGCUCCGGCAGCGGGGAGCUGGUGGGUAGCCAGGCGGUGUGUGUGGAGCGGCGGGCGGAGAGUGCAGCGGCGCUGCUCAUCCCGGUGUGCUCGCAGUUCUAUCUGGUGCAGGCCGGGGAGACGUGCGACCAGAUCCGCUCCGUGCCCUCCCCACCACUCUCCCCUCUCGAGUUCUUCCGCCUCAACCCCGGCAUCAAGUGCAGCCGCCUCGUGCCCAAGACUGACGUCGGCAGCCUCACAGGCUUCGAGUCCUACCAGACCUUCCCCAUGCACUUGGAUUCCCACCUUCCCCAUGCACUUGGAUUCCCACCUUCCCUAUGUUCUUGGAUUCCCACAUAG